Molecule: messenger RNA, 1821 nt
Organism: Talpa occidentalis (Iberian mole)
Lineage: Eukaryota; Metazoa; Chordata; Mammalia; Eulipotyphla; Talpidae
Gene: EFNA3
Product: ephrin A3
Exons: 5
Coding region: 114-830 (238 amino acids)
Biological process (GO): axon guidance; ephrin receptor signaling pathway
Cellular component (GO): plasma membrane
Molecular function (GO): ephrin receptor binding
Source: RefSeq, a predicted model, not a curated record
GGCCUACGGCUCGGGGGCCGGCGGCGGCGCGGCGGCAGCAGCGGGGAGCUGGGGAGCGAGAAGCCGGGAGCGCGGGGCUCAGUCGGGGGGCGGCGGCGGCGGCGGCUCCGGGGAUGGCGGCGGCUCCGCUGCUGCUGCUGCUGCUGCUCGUGCCCGUGCCGCUGCUGCCGCUGCUGGCCCAGGGGCCCGGGGGGGCGCUGGGGAACCGGCAUGCGGUGUACUGGAACAGCUCCAACCAGCACCUGCGGCGAGAGGGCUACACGGUGCAGGUGAACGUGAACGACUACCUGGACAUCUACUGCCCGCACUACAACAGCUCCGGGGUGGGCCCCGGGGCGGGGCCGGGGCCCGGGGGCGGGGCGGAGCAGUACGUGCUGUACAUGGUGAGCCACUCGGGCUACCGCACCUGCAACGCCAGCCAGGGCUUCAAGCGCUGGGAGUGCAACCGGCCGCACGCCCCCCACAGCCCCAUCAAGUUCUCGGAGAAGUUCCAGCGCUACAGCGCCUUCUCGCUGGGCUACGAGUUCCACGCCGGCCACGAGUACUACUACAUCUCCACGCCCACCCACAACUUGCACUGGAAGUGUCUGAGGAUGAAGGUGUUCGUGUGCUGCGCCUCCACAUCGCACUCCGGGGAGAAGCCGGUCCCCACUCUCCCCCAGUUCACCAUGGGCCCCAAUGUGAAGAUCAACGUGCUGGAAGACUUUGAGGGAGAGAACCGCCAGGUGCCCAAGCUUGAGAAGAGCAUCAGCGGGACCAGCCCCAAGCGGGAGCAUCUGCCCCUGGCGGUGGGCAUCGCCUUCUUCCUUAUGACGCUCUUGGCCUCCUAGCUCUGCCGCACCUUGGCGGGGAGAGAUGGGAUGGGGCUGGGAAACAGCAGGGAGCCUCUGGCCUCUCCCAGGAAGCCUAGCCGUGGGGCCUAGACCCCUCCUCCGAUGGCUGGAAGUGGGGUCUGCACCAUACGUCUGUGCCCGCCCCUCUGCCCCCUCCCCCCAGGUAGGGCACAGAGUGGACCAGGCGCAGGGAUAGCCAUGGGUCCCAAGUGGCUUUGUGGCUCUGGUAAUGUUUGGUACCAAACUCGGGGGCCAUUAGGGGCAGUACUCAGGACUCCCUGCCCCCCUGGUACCUUUCUCUGACCCCUGGCGCCCUCCCCCAUUGUCUCCCUCCAGGAGACAGAUACGCCAGAGAGAGAGCAUAUGGAGUGUGGGAGGCACCCCCAUCUCUCUCUUCCAGGGGCAGAACGUGGGGAGGGGACUGGAGGGGCAAGGGGGUGGCACCGCCCACUGCCCCCUUCUCCGGUUUACAGCAAUAAGCACGUCCUCCUCCCCCCACUCCCAGUCCCAGGAUUGUGGUUUGGAUUGAAUCCAAGUUUACAAGUAGACACCCCUGGGGGGGCGGGCAGUGGACAAGGGUGACAAGGGGUGGGCAUUGGGUGCCAGGCAGGCAUGUACAGACUCUAUAUCUAUAUAUAAUGUACAGACAGACAGAGUCCCUCCCCCUCCUCUACCCCCUGGCCUUCCUUGACUUACCCUUCCAGCUUCAGACCCCUUCCCCACCAGGCUAGGCCCCCACUGGGGGACCCGCUGGCCCCUCUUUUGUCUUCUGUGAAGACAGGACCUAUGCAACGCACAGACACUUUUGGAGAUCGUGAGACAACAAUGCCCCGCCCCUCCAGCCCUGGGCGGGGACUCAGCUCCCAGGCCCUCACCCUGCCCACCCUCUGUGGUCCCCACCCAUCCUCCUGGCCUUUUUCAAGUGCUUUGGCUGUGACUUUCAUACUCUGCUCUUAGUCUAAAAAAAAUAAACUGGAGAUAAAAAUAA